GGCGGGGGCGGGGCCUGCGCCAUCCCGCUUUCCCGCAGGGUCCGCAGGGUCUCCGCUCGCCGCCUCCCAGGGGCGUCCGAUGGCCGCGGAAAGCCCGGCGGGGGCUCUGGCGGCCGUGCUGGGGGGCCAGGGGCUACUCGUGCACCGGUAUGACUCUGAGCCCGCCGGCCACCCGCCGGUGCCCGUGAGGCUGCGGAAGAACGUCUGCUACGUGGUAGUGGCCGUGUUCCUCAACGAGCAGGAUGAGGUGCUAUUGAUCCAGGAGGCCAAGAGGGAGUGCCGGGGGUCCUGGUACCUCCCAGCGGGGAGAAUGGAACCUGGAGAGACCAUCGUGGAGGCCAUGCGCCGGGAGGUGAAGGAGGAGGCCGGACUGCACUGUGACCCAGUGACUCUGCUGUCUGUGGAGGAGCGGGGUCCUGCCUGGAUCCGCUUUGUGUUCCUCGCCCGCCCCACAGGUACAGCCCAAAUGGGGGCAUGCACACAGGGGCCCACUGCCGCCUUGCCCCCUGGUUUGACCUCUGGCGGAGCUCUCAAGACUUCCAAGGAGGCAGAUGCCGAGUCCCUGCAGGCUGGCUGGUUCCCUCGGCUGUCCCUGCCCACUCCACUGCGAGCCCGCGAUGUCCUGUAUGUGGUCGAGUCAGCGGCUCGGUACCUGCAGCAGGCCAGCCAUCCUCUUGUUCUGCCCCAGGAGCUGCCUUGCAGUCUGGUCUGCCAGCGGCUUGUGGCCACCUUCACCAAUGUCCAGACAGUGUGGGUGUUGGUGGGCACAGUGGGGGUGCCUCACUUGCCCAUCACCGCCUGUGGCUUUACCCCCAUGGAGCAGAGGGGGGGCAUUAAGGUGGCCAUCCUGCGGUUGCUACAGGAGUGUCUGACGCUGCACAACUUGGCAAUAGAGACCAAAGGGUUACUUGGACUACAACAUCUGGGCAGAGACAAUAUAGAUGGCAUCUGCAUGAAUGUGUUGGUGACUGUGGCUUUUCGGAACCCAGGAAUCGAAGAAGAGCCCCCAAAGGUUCGGAGUGAGAACUACUUUUGGUGGAAAGUGAUGGAGGAAGAUCUACAAAAACAGCUCCUACAGCGACUGCAGGACUCCUCUGUUGUCCCAGUGAGCAGAUAGGGAGGUGCGGGCAGCGGCUACUGCAGUCAGGGAUGAUCGCGCUGAACGCAGCGGUGACUCUCCAGGUCGCAUCUCCAGGUGACUCUCCACACUGCAUCCGAUGGGACAGUGCCUUCCACCCAGCAAAGGGGCCAGAGCUCAAGGGCCGAAUUGCCCUGAGGACGCCAUGCUUUUCCUUAAGGGAGCGAGGAGCUUUCUAAAACGCAGAUGGAUUUCCCUCCUUCUCUCUACCUGUACGUUCUUCAUACGGGCUGCAUGCCGAGCCUUCCCAGCACGCAGAACCUGGCGGAGGGUUUUCCUUGCUGAGUAAAGUGUUGCUUACAGCCAUCUCUUGCCUAAACGUCUACAGGGAGCAGGUUGUCUUGGAGGCCUGCUGUCCCCUGGGCUUGCCCACAGCCACCCUGGCCUGUCCCCAACUGUCCCAGUGGUACAGAUGCUCUGU
This is a messenger RNA of Perognathus longimembris pacificus (Pacific pocket mouse), 1559 nucleotides long. RefSeq names its product nudix hydrolase 18 (gene Nudt18). The transcript has 3 exons. Lineage: Eukaryota; Metazoa; Chordata; Mammalia; Rodentia; Heteromyidae. The record is from RefSeq and is a predicted model, not a curated record. Gene Ontology annotation, molecular function: 8-oxo-GDP phosphatase activity; magnesium ion binding; 8-oxo-dGDP phosphatase activity. Bases 80 to 1117 code for a protein of 345 amino acids.